AUGGAUUUCGGGGAUCCUGAUGGUGGGGGGUUCGGCGACGAACAACCCAAGAAGCCCAGAGAGCUGCCAUCCGACCUGCCCAAGUCGCUAGACGAUCGCAGACAUGUUACCACCGAGCUGGUCCGCGAGACCGAGUUCUACGACGGCUGGCAAGGACAAUCGCAGUUCUUGACCAGCCCCAUGCUGGCAAAGCCCCUGCAGUUCAGCGAGCUGACCCUCGACGACCCAAACUACGAUCAAGAUGUCACCAAGGGCAUCGCCGACAGCGAUACCCGACUGAUGGAGAUGCUGGCCGCCCAAGCCCAGCAUCAUGGCGGCGACGGCCUCGUGGACGCCGACGCCAUUGCCGGAGACGAGAAGACGUCGGACGAGGAGAAGAACAAGAUCCUACAGAAGUCCCUGGCCAUGGCUGCGAGCAACGGAGACCUAGGCCAGGUCAACAAGAUCCUUGGUGGGAAGGCAAAGGCCUUCGUGGACGUAAAUGCGCCUGAUGAAGACGGGACGCCGCCGCUCGUCUACGCAAGUUGUUUCGGCCAUGAGAGUGUAGUGCAAGCCUUGGUUGAUGCCGGAGUGGAUGUCGACAAGCAAGAUCGUAACCAGUGGAGUGCCUUGAUGUGGGCAAUGACCAACCGCCACAAGGGAAUAGCCAAGAUCUUGCUGGACAGCGGAGCAUCGGCCGAGGCGAAAACCUCUUCUGGCAGAACAGCAUUCGAUUUUGUCGCACCGGAUAGCGAAAUGUCCUUCUACCUAAGCGACAAUGGCUACAACAUUGGUACUGCAGGUGUCACAGACGAUUUCUACCAGCCAGGCUUCUCGCAGGACCGGUUCGAGGAAGAACUCGCCGAAAGCGAACUGCGGCGGCGAAUGAUGAUGGACAGUGCUCGCGAUCUCGAGGUUGAUCUCGGCAACGUGGGUAUGGACGAUCAACCAGAAGCCGUUGAUGAGUUUGACGAAGAAGCACAAGAGUUCGACUGGAGUCGCUGUCUUCAUGACCAGAUGUUCGUCUUCCAAGAAAACCAACUGGACAGAAUACUGGACAUUAUCAUUACAAACAUGAGCCCGCAGAGAUCGCCAUCUCAGAAACCCGUUCCGGCGAACAUGAUCUUCUUGAGCGCACGCUAUGCGCACUAUCAUUCAAGUCGCGAACUACUAGCAGAGCUCCUAAUUCGUGCUCAAGACAAAAUUAAUGAUGUCGUCGAGAAGCAUCAGUGGGACAUGACCAUCCUUGCAUUCUGGAUGUCAAAUGCCACUCUUCUGCUUCACUACUUAAAGAAGGAUGCGGGGCUUGUUGAGGCUACAACCGAGUUCCAAGCCCAACUGGCUGAACUGGUCAACGAGAUAUUCAUUCUUAUUGUCAGAGAUGCCGAAAGGCGCCUUGACAAGGUCCUAGACAUAGCCAUGCUGGAACACGAGACCAUUCCCGGCUUCGAAGAUGUCACGUUCCAGCACGAGUGGAAGCUGUUCAAGAGGAAAAAGGAGGUGAAGGCCGAGCCGCUCGAAAAGCGAAUGCGCCCGCCUUCGCCCAAACAGCGAGCAAAGCCUGCUCCGCGAAAUGUUACGUCCCUCUUAUCGUCGACCCUAUUUGUGCUCGACCUCUACGAUAUCCAUUCUGUCAUAACGUCUCAGAUUACCUCGCAGCUACUGUAUUGGCUCGGUGCAGAGCUCUUCAAUCGCAUCAUGAACAAUAGGAAGUAUCUUGCGCGAACCAAAGCUAUGCAGAUCCGAAUGAACGUCUCAGUCUUGGAGGACUGGGCACGCUCAAACAAUCGGAAGCCGGAGCAUUACGAACACGGGGAGACGACUGCUUCGGGUGAGACCACUGUCGAUGCUGCACGGCGACAUCUAGCUCCGGUCAUUCAAUUACUUCAAUGGCUUCAGUGUUUUUCUUCCCUCGACCCAGAUGACUUGGAGGCGUUAGUAGGCACGCUCCAACAACUCCCUCGGUUGAGCCCACAGCAACUCAUAUACACGGCGAAAUAUUACCGGCCGGAAGUUGGAGAGAAGGGCUUGCCCAAGAGUGCAAUGAAGUACCUCGAGGCCAUCCAAAAGGAGGCAGCUAUCAAACGAGAUCGGCGGAGGACAGCCUCACCUUUACCUGGCAGCAGUCCUUCUACACCAAUCAGAAGCACAAACGGCCACGAGGGAGGUGGCUUGGGCAGUGCACAAGGUACUCCAAAUCCUGAUGCCGAUGAAGAUGAUGAUAUGCCAGAGGGCCUCAACCUUGAUCCCUCCCUCAUGUUACCGUUUUCUCUGCCGUCUGUAACAGACAUGCUGGUCACCUACGGUGCUGGUUUUGGUGGGCUUAACAAGGAGCGCGAGAGGAAGUACAUCCCGACCGUACCUCCUGAGUUUUUGGAGAAGCUGGAAUUAAGUGGCCAGGAGAAGCGCAUGUUUGGCGAAAAAGACUGGGAGAAUGAAGAAGUAUGA
Molecule: messenger RNA, 2427 nt
Organism: Neoarthrinium moseri
Lineage: Eukaryota; Fungi; Ascomycota; Sordariomycetes; Amphisphaeriales; Apiosporaceae
Exons: 4
Coding region: 1-2427 (808 amino acids)
Molecular function (GO): GTPase binding
Source: RefSeq, a predicted model, not a curated record